GAAACUGGAAGCUCUGCUGCGUCGACUGAAUGUCCAGUCCUGGGUCGGCCCGAACGCCGAGAUGAAGGUUGUCGCCUUGGGGCACGUCAAGGAUUGGCAGCUGUGGCUUCUCGGCUUGCAGCAGUUUUCGGGCCAGGAAUCUGGAGUUGGCGACAUGAGCCGUGUGGUUCUAGAUGUGCCAAGCGAUGCUCGUAUUCAUUCCGAAGGGCCCGUGGCACGGACCCUCGUGAAGUCUGACUUUGAUGUGAUAUGUUAUGUGAAGCGCUACGCUUCAGAUGAAAAAGUUUCACAGAAGCCACUCUUGGCUUUGCCACAUGCCUUUCUGUCCCGACUGCCGACCCCACUGCCUACUUUGCAACGAGCAUUAGCACCACUGUCCUUGAACAAACGGAAACAGUGGCUGGCUCUAGCACAGGAGCUCUUUCGAAGAAAGCGGUUCUCCACAGGCUCCAUCCGAUACCUUUUGAAGGCUGCUGAGGGUGGCACAAUUGUCGUCGAGGACGAAGUGCCGCUGCCUUGGCACAGUGCCGAGCACGAGCAUGGAAUCAUUCGUUUGGAGGAUGCUCCACCGACUACGUUCCUGAAGUUGCUUCCUGCCAACAGAUCCUCAAGCACAGCACUUUUCAUUGGCCGAUGCCAUCAAAGCAAUGCAGCUGAAGGUCCGAUUUGGGUCUGCACGUCAGAACGCAGCCACGGCCAGCCGGAGCCAAGUCUCGGCCAAAGCCACGGGUCAGAAGAAAAAUCUAUGGUUUCUCGAGAAGGCCAAGGCGAGAUGGGGUGCAGGCUGGGUGGUGGAACGCCUGUCCGAAAACCUCAGCUGGUCCAGACUGUGGCCCGAGCAGCCAUCCGCGGAGCUGGAAAAGAUGAUAUCAUCAUCUUCGAGAACACACCACUGUUUGAGAUGGACAUCCUCCGCGUGUAUGACCUGUCCCAAGCGUCCACAUCUCACAUGAGAACUGAGCUGGAAGCAUCCACGGCUGGAAGCCCAAUGAUCGACGUGAGCAACCUGCCGUUCCGUGCCGUUUGUACGCUUGCCGGGAAUGGGAUGCACGUAGCACAGGCAGGUGCCAUUGCAAUUAUUGCAGCCCUGUUCAUCGACAGAGUCUAG
Symbiodinium necroappetens is the source of this 1108-nucleotide messenger RNA. NCBI's taxonomy places the organism in Eukaryota, Dinophyceae, Suessiales, Symbiodiniaceae. The record is from the annotation of a GenBank genome assembly.